This is a messenger RNA of Populus trichocarpa (black cottonwood), 656 nucleotides long. RefSeq names its product PTI1-like tyrosine-protein kinase At3g15890. The transcript has a single exon. The coding region runs from base 88 to 564 and encodes 158 amino acids. Gene Ontology annotation, molecular function: protein kinase activity. The record is from RefSeq and is a predicted model, not a curated record. Lineage: Eukaryota; Viridiplantae; Streptophyta; Magnoliopsida; Malpighiales; Salicaceae. Gene Ontology annotation, biological process: protein phosphorylation.
GGAUUUGCAAAGCUUAUCCCUGAUGGUGCAACACAUGUAACAACAAGAGUUAAAGGUACACUUGGCUACCUUGCCCCUGAAUAUGCUAUGCUUGGGAAAGCAUCAGAGAGCUGUGAUGUAUACAGCUUUGGCAUUCUCUUGCUAGAGCUUGCUACUGGAAAGAGACCACUUGAGAAGAUGAGUCCCACAGUUAAAAGAACAAUUACAGAUUGGGCUCUGCCAUUGGCUUGUGAGAGGAAGUUCAGUGAACUGGCAGAUCCCGAGCUGAAUGGGAAGUAUGACGAGGAAGAGUUGAGAAGGGUUGUCUUUGUCUCUCUUGUUUGUGCUCACACUCAGCCGGAGAGAAGACCCACAAUGCUUGAUGUGGUAGAGCUGCUGAAGGGAGAGUCCAAGGAGAAAUUAUCCAAACUAGAAAAUGAUGAAAUGUUCAAGGCCCCUCAGGCCGCUGAUUUUGAUGAUAAAGAAAUAUCGAUUGCCGAAAACAGCUCAGACUUCAUCUCGGAGGAGAAGGACAUGAACAGGGAAGUGAAAGAGAUUGUACAGGAAAAUACUCAUAAUAGCUGAAGUAUUUGCACAUGUAAAAUUUGGUUUGAGCUGAGUUUCUAGUUGAACACAAGUAGCACUGACAAUCAUUUAUUAGAGUUGUCAGGAAUGAU